Saccostrea echinata is the source of this 1638-nucleotide messenger RNA. RefSeq lists its product as uncharacterized. Lineage: Eukaryota; Metazoa; Mollusca; Bivalvia; Ostreida; Ostreidae. The transcript has 17 exons. Bases 1 to 1638 code for a protein of 545 amino acids. The record is from RefSeq and is a predicted model, not a curated record.
AUGGAUAAGCAUGAUUUGCUGAAGACAAUCACACCCCCAGACUCUGCAACAGCUGACCAAAGCUUUACAUUUAGAGUGGGAGAGUGGUACAUCUCAAAAUACAUGUCCAGAUACGGACUUUAUAAAAGGCCACCUUUCGGAUAUUUUAAAAGAUAUUACAGACCACAAACAAUCAUUAAAAAAGUUGCAGUGCCAAUAAUUAAACAUGUUCCAGUAUAUAAAACUAUCAUCAAAAGAGUUCCUAUCAUAAAGAAAGUGCCAGUAACGGUAGUUCGUAAAGUCCCUGUGUAUAAGAAAGUUGAAGUCGUGAAGCAAGUACCGAAAGUUAUUAGGAAGCCAGUCCCUGUGCCAAAGCCUAUUAAGGUGGAAGUUCCUGUUAAAGUUCCUUACCCUGUUGAGGUGCCUAUUGAAAUUCCGGUCAAAGUCCCAGUUGAAAAACACAUCCCCGUCCCUGUCCCUGGAGGUAAAACAGACCUUGGCUUGCCAGGUGUAGAUAUUGGUAUAGUUGAUGGACCAGGAGGCCAUUUUGACAUUGGAGGGGGACAUGGAGAUCUUGGGGCUGGGGGAGCGGGAAUUGGAAUAGGUGGUCAUGGCGGAUUAGAUUUUGGAGGUCCUGUAGAUAUUGGUGGGCCUGAUUUAAACAUCGGAGGUUCGGGAGUAGGAAUCCAUGAUAAAGGAAAUGGAGGCGGAGGCGGUAGUGGCAACGGAGAUAUUAACAUUGGACUCGGUCUUGGAUUCGGCGAUGCUAUCGGAAAAGGCAGUGCAGGUGAUGGUGCCGCCAUUGGCGUCGGCGGUGGACCUGCAGGUGCGUGGAAUGGACCAGGGGAUGGUAUAGCACUUGGGGCAGGGGGUCCAGAUGGGGCAAUGGGUAUUGGGAUAGGGACUCCAGGCGGAUUGUCAAUAGGAGCUGGUUUCGGAAAACCCGAUUCUGGGGGAGGAAUUGGAAUUACCUCAGGUGUUAAUGGCGGGGGAGUAGGUAUUGGGGGAGGAACUAAUGGAGGGGGUGGUGGGGCACUGGGUGGAACCGCUGGUGUUGGCUUUGGAGUUGGACAAGGAAAGAAUUCCCUAGGACUUGGAAUGGGAUUAGAUCAAAUCGCAAAUACUGUCAUGAUAACUGAUGCCGAUCAUGUAAAUCUUGGACCUGGAAGUGGAUUAAAUCAGGGUUCCAGAGUAAUUGUCAGUGAUGCUGAUCAUGUUGGAUUUGGAGGCGGUUUAGACGGUGGAAUGGAUCAUGGUAUGAUUGCUCCAGUCGCCAUUUUAGGCGUUCAUGAUUCCGGUGCAGGAGCUCCCAUAGUUGAUCCCCUAGUCGGAGGUAAUGGAUGGGACAAUGGUCACAAUGGUUUCGAUAAUGGUUUUAACAACGGGCCAGUGGUAGGAGGUGGGCAUGGUGGUUUUGACAAUGGUUUUAACAAUGGUCACCUUGGUGGAAGUGGUUCAGGUUUAGAUGCAGGCUUUGACAAUGGCUUAGGGGCUAUAGUCGAUAAUGGAGCUGGUAAAGGCAUCGGAAAGAAAGGUAGACUGUCUUGUAAAUACAAAGUGAAGCAAGGAGAGUUGGACCUGGGGUCGCUUCAUAAAAUGUUCUCAUUAAGUUAUGUUCAUAUCAUGCCAAUAAACAUCUCAUUUUACCCAUCAUUCUGA